AUGUCUUCCAAUAACCAACACCAGCAGAUUGCCUGUAUCCAAGACCUCAAGAAGGCAGGAUCCGAGAAAUUGUCACAGUCUUAUCAAGACUACUACAAUGGCGGCGCAAUGGACGAAUUGACGCUUGAUUGGAAUGAAACCGCAUUCAACAAAUACCUUCUACGGCCGCGAGUCCUGCGCAAUGUCGAGAACAUCGAUAUGAGCACCACGUUGUGGGGCAAAAAGGCCGCAAUGCCCUUUGGCUUCGCUCCAAGUGCUAUGCAUCGACUCAUCCAUGCAGAUGGUGAGAUUGGUACAUCCAAGGCCGCAGCUGCCCGCAACGUGCCCAUGGUCCUGUCACUCCUGUCCAAUGACUCUCUGGAAGAUGUAGCGGCCCAGCGAACCGACGGCGCUACGCCGUAUGGCAUUCACAUCAGCCCGCUGAAUAAGCGCGAAGUCUUGAGCAACCUCCUCGUCCGAGCCAAAGCUGCCGGAUACAAUGCCGUUAUCUUGACCGUGGACGCCCCCAUGUAUGGCCGACGUCUGGCGGAUGAGCGUAAUAACUGGAGUAUCAUUCCACCAGGCGCGACUUUCCCCAACGUUGUCGCACAGCAUGUGAAGCCAAGUGAGAUUUCCGUCAGUGCAUCGGAAACUUGGGAAGAAUACAUUCCAUGGAUUCGAAGCCAGACAGAUCUCGAGCUCUGGGUGAAAGGAGUCACCUCCAAGGAAGAUGUUGAAAAUGCCAUCAAGCAUGGCGUAGAUGGCAUCAUCAUCUCCAAUCAUGGUGGUAGGCAGCUCGACCCCCCCCCUGCCACUAUCGACAUUCUUCGAGAGGUUGCACCGGUCGCCAAGGGCAAGAUCCCUCUAGCCUUGGAUGGCGGCGUUUACCGUGGCUCGGAUAUUUUCAAGGCUAUCGCUCUCGGAGCGUCCUUUGUUUUUGGUGGAAGAAUUGCCAUCUGGGGCUUAGCUUACAACGGCUCUGAGGGCGUUGGCCUAGGCCUGGAUAUCAUCAUGAAGGAGUUCAAAAUCUGCAUGGGCCUGACUGGAUGUACCAAGGUCUCAGACAUCGGCCCCCAUCAUCUGUCCAUUUUGCAAAGCAAUGGGCUCCUUGGAAGUGUGUACUAG
Trichoderma gamsii is the source of this 1104-nucleotide messenger RNA. RefSeq lists its product as hypothetical. The record is from RefSeq and is a predicted model, not a curated record. Bases 1 to 1104 code for a protein of 367 amino acids. Gene Ontology annotation, molecular function: FMN binding; oxidoreductase activity. The transcript is spliced from 7 exons. Lineage: Eukaryota; Fungi; Ascomycota; Sordariomycetes; Hypocreales; Hypocreaceae.